AUGGAUGACCUGGAUGUACUAGGAAGAAAGAGAACAUGGCGGGCAAAACUUAGAGGGACAGCGGUCAUCGUGGGUGGAAGCAUGACAGGACUCCUAGCGGCGCGCGUCUGCGCGGACCAUUUCGAAAAAGUAGUCAUCAUUGAAGCAGAUGAUGGUGCCGAUACAAGCUUUCCUGCUUCAUCUGACAAAAUAGAUGCUCACGGAAACAAGACGUUUGUCACUCGCCGCCCACGGGUGCCGCAAAUGUUCGAAGUUCAUCUGUAUCAACCCUUUGGAUUAUUGGCUCUUCGUCGCCUAAUAUCCAAUUUUGAUCAAAAGUUCAAGGCCGCAGGAGGACGAAUCAAGCCUUGGAUUUUCAACGCCUGGUGGUCGGGAGUACAUCUCCCUUACCCCAACUCGACAUACCUUGGAGGAAAGGGACUACCAAGGCAUCAUAACUUGCCUAAACAGGAUUUACCCGACACGCUUUGGAUCUCGCGGGCCAAUUUUGAACCAUUCCUUCGCCGGGAAAUAUCAGCGGCGUCGCCCAGUAUCACUACCAUCAAUGGAAUUGUGACUUCUCUCGCUAGUGCGAACCCCGGGCGAGUUGACAGAGUACUGUACACGACCAAGGGCGAGAAAGGUAUACAGGAGAUGGACGCCGCCUUGGUCGUAGAUUGCACUGGACACUCGCAAUCUGGAGUCAAGUGGUUAGAACAUUUGGGGUACGGUCGGAUUCCACAAGAGUCUUAUGAUCCAGCGAUACGUUCUGUAACAGUAUGGUUUCACUUGACACCGGAGCAGAUGGAAAACCUGCCUAUUCCGGGCCACUUGCGGGAGUACGAGAGCUUCAUCUUUGCUUGGGAGGAUCCUAGUCUGGGAGGACGUGUACUCACGGCAUGUAAAGGGGAAGGGGGAGUUGUCACUCUCGGAUUUGGAGGUUUCGGCAUGACGGCGGCGGAACAACCACGUACUCCAGAAGAUCUCAAGGAGUUUUAUCGAACGAUGAGGACAUUUGACGGCAAGCCCAUGAACGACUGGUAUUGCGACCUCGUCGACUUUCUCUCCAAAGACGGCGGAUGGUCUCGCGCGCACUACGAGGAAUACAAACUUCCAACGAGUGUCUACACCAAGUAUCACGAAUCACCAAAUGGACUGCCUACCAACUUUGUUUCUCUGGGAGAUGCUGUUAUGCGCACUACGCACGUAUACGGUCUCGGUGUUACAAAGGGAUGGGUUGGAGUCGUGACGUUGGCCGGAGAGUUGCACAGAGUCAAGGAUGGCAUACUACCAAGGGGUUUUAGUGAGUGCGUUAUGAAGUCACAGCGCAUACGAACAUCUUGGGUUUGGGAUCAAACAAAGGAAGCGGAGUAUGCACACGAAUCAACGCUUCCUGUCGAAGGCGAGUCGCUUGACUUGGGCGCAGGUACAAGGGAACUUGUCAAAGUCUUUCUGGGCCUCGUGCCAAAGGAUGAAGAGGCUCGGGCGAGAUUUUACUAUCCGCGCUUGUGGAUUUAUCCAAACUCGACGAUGCUCUCUGAAAGGAUUGGAGGAAUGUGUAUGCAAUCCAAGUCCUAG
This is a messenger RNA of Serendipita indica DSM 11827, 1557 nucleotides long. Lineage: Eukaryota; Fungi; Basidiomycota; Agaricomycetes; Sebacinales; Serendipitaceae. The record is from the annotation of a GenBank genome assembly.